Penicilliopsis zonata CBS 506.65 is the source of this 1724-nucleotide messenger RNA. RefSeq lists its product as hypothetical. The transcript has a single exon. The record is from RefSeq and is a predicted model, not a curated record. Gene Ontology annotation, biological process: 7-methylguanosine mRNA capping. Gene Ontology annotation, molecular function: mRNA guanylyltransferase activity; ATP binding. Bases 266 to 1510 code for a protein of 414 amino acids. Lineage: Eukaryota; Fungi; Ascomycota; Eurotiomycetes; Eurotiales; Aspergillaceae. Gene Ontology annotation, cellular component: mRNA capping enzyme complex.
CCCGUCCGGCAUUCCUGCAUCUAUCUCUGAAACAUUGCGUUGACUCCAUAUUCAAGCUCAUACUGGAGCCUUUUCUUUGAUAUCUCGAGGGCUCUUGUUGCCCAUUCCGUGCCGCUCUUUGUCUUCGUUCCGACACGCCAAAUCUCAGCACGUUUUCGUCGAUGCGCUCUCCGUCGCGACACUCCUCCCCUCGUCGCGACCCUUUCAAACCGAACGAAUUGCCCCACGAUACGAGAAUACCUACAUCCCCCCCUCGGUAGUCAGAAUGAGCCAUUCCGUCCCGGAUCUCGAUGUUGUUGGGAUCAAAGCUGGGCCUGGGCUGGCCAACCAGUUUCGUCAAGAAGUCGCGGCUCUGCUAGGCCGCAACAACCUGAACUUCCCCGGCGCACAGCCCGUCAGCUUCUCAUCGCGGCAUCUGCUUGAGCUGCAGAAGGAGGACUACUAUGUUUGUGAAAAGACGGACGGGAUCCGCUGCUUGAUGUAUUUUGCGCGUGGGGAGCCAGACUCGGAGACGCCAGAGAUCCAUUACCUGAUCGACCGCAAGAACGAAUAUCGAUACGUUCCCGGACUGCACUUUCCCCUGAACAACGAUGAUACGUUCCAGAAGUUUCACGUGGAUACGCUGGUGGAUGGGGAGCUCGUCAACGAUACCUACGACGAUGGCACGCAACAGCUCAAGUACUACGUCUUCGACUGUCUCGUACUAGACGGGAAGAGCCUAAUGCACCGGACGCUUGACAAGCGGCUUGCAUACUUCAAAGAGCUGGUGCUGAAGCCAUACAACGCGAUGUACGAGAAGUUUCCGGAGGAGAAACAGCACCGCGUCUUCGCAGUGGAGGACAAGUCUACGCAAUUCAGCUACGGAAUCGAAAUGAUGUUCCGCGAUAUUAUCCCCAAGGUGAAGCGCGUCCACGGCAAUGACGGCCUCAUUUUCACAUGUCGGAGCACGCCGUAUAAGAUCGGCACAGACGAGCACAUCCUCAAGUGGAAACCGCCGGCGGAAAACACCAUUGAUUUUCGCAUGCGGCUCGAGUUCCCCAUGCUGGAACCCGACACAGAUGACGAGGCGGAGGGCAUCAUGGAGCCGUACGCGGACUACGAUGCGAUCCCCAUCUGCCACCUGUUUGUCAUGGUUAGCCAGGGUGAGUAUCGGUAUUUCGGAGAGAUGUUUGUCUCCCUCGCCGAGUGGGACGAAAUGAAAGCCAUGGGCUUGCCGCUCGACGACACCAUCGUCGAGUGCUACAAGGACGACCAGUCACGCUGGCGGUUCCACCGCCUUCGCGACGACAAGAUAGACGCCAACCAUAUCUCGACCGUGGAAAAAGUGCUGGAGAGUAUCCAGGAUCGUGUCACGGAGGACGACCUCAUCCGUGCCGCACCCGCGAUUAAGGCCGCGUGGAAACGACGACAGGCACAGAUGAUGGGCGAGGAGGAGGAGCGUAAACGCAGAGCGAAACAAGCGCCGCCGAACCCGAACGGAGCUGGGAUGAAGAGGAAAUUCGAGGAGUGAUCUAUUCAUCUCUUCUUCUUCUUUUUUCCUUCUUGCAUUGCUUUCCCUCCUAUCACACAUACACACACUCCAUUAUCAUUUCGUUUGCAGGGUGUUUGGCGUUGCAUAAUCCUUUCUCGUUUCUCUAGAUAUUCAUUGGGGCAGGUUGUAGGAUUUAGAAAAGGCAGGGGAAAAGCUGGUGUCGGGGUUUCAGUGUAUAUAUCUGGUUUUAAAU